Molecule: messenger RNA, 800 nt
Organism: Astyanax mexicanus (Mexican tetra)
Lineage: Eukaryota; Metazoa; Chordata; Actinopteri; Characiformes; Acestrorhamphidae
Product: zona pellucida sperm-binding protein 4-like
Exons: 2
Coding region: 37-765 (242 amino acids)
Biological process (GO): prevention of polyspermy; binding of sperm to zona pellucida
Cellular component (GO): egg coat
Molecular function (GO): structural constituent of egg coat; acrosin binding
Source: RefSeq, a predicted model, not a curated record
GGACCAUUAUGUUUUUUGCUGGAAGCACAGAGAAAAAUGUGGGGUUCUAUUGUAUUUGUGGUUCUUUGGUUGAAUUCUGUGAGCAAUGCAGCUGUAGCUCGUUGGAGUCCUCGAGCUCUAUCAGAGGAACAACCUCAAACCCCACAGUUUUCUGGGCUGCCAUCUGGGUCUCUGGUUCCCCAGCUUUCUGGGCCACUUCUUUUUCAGCCAUCUUGGCAACUUCCCUCUCAACCUUCUGGGCCUCUGGCUCCCCAGCCUUCCGGGCCACUUUUUUCCCAGCCUUCCGGGCCACUUUUUUCCCAGCCUUCCGGGCCACUUUUUUCCCAGCCUUCCGGGCCACUUUUUUCCCAGCCUUCCGGGCCACUUUUUUCCCAGCCUUCCGGGCUGUUACCACCAGGGUCUGAUCCUCAGGUACAGGUAACUACUGCUGAUAAAUGUAAUCUGGAUGAUUCUGACAAGAUUCCCUGUGGUGAACCAGGCUUGGAUGCUUCCCACUGUGGUGCUAUAAACUGCUGCUUUGAUGGGCAGCAGUGCUACUAUGGUAAAACAGUGACUGUCCAGUGCACAGUCGAUGGGCAGUUUGUUUUGGUGGUGGCCCGGAAUACAACACUUCCUAGGAUCAGCUUGGAUUCCAUCAGCCUGUUGGGAGGAAGUGAUGGGCCCUGUGCUGUUGUGGACUAUAAUGCUGACUUUGCUAUAUACCAGUUUCCUGUAACUGCUUGUGGAACAAACGCAAUGGUUGGUGCUAAACUUGUUUCCAGGUAGUUGCUGCUUGUUUGUAGAGGUCUACAAUGUUUGUC